This is a messenger RNA of Ananas comosus (pineapple), 660 nucleotides long. RefSeq lists its product as uncharacterized. Bases 183 to 578 code for a protein of 131 amino acids. The transcript is spliced from 2 exons. Lineage: Eukaryota; Viridiplantae; Streptophyta; Magnoliopsida; Poales; Bromeliaceae. The record is from RefSeq and is a predicted model, not a curated record.
GAGAGAGAGAGAGAGAGAGAGAGAGAGAGAGGAGGGGGAAGGGGAGGUGGGAAAUGCCGGGGAGAUCGUCCUCGUCUACUCCGGGACCCUUCCCAGUGGCAAUCUCGUGAAUAUAUUCGAUCGAAUGCGAGGAAUCAUCUUAUAUUAGAGAGAGAAGGAGGGAUCUCUAGAGAGGGGGAGAGAUGAGGCUUCUGGAAUUCGUACCUUGCGGCCGAAUCCCGACGCGAUCGGAGGAGGAGGCGGCGGCGGCGAGAUCGGAGGCGGGGAGAUCGGCGUCGCCGCCGGAGAAGAGGCGGAGGAGGAGGUCGAACUCGGCGGCGGCGACGUGGAAGCCCACGCUGGGAGCGAUCAGCGAGAACUCCGCGGAGGAGGAGGAGGAGGAGGAGGUGGAGCGGCGGCGGGGAAGGGGAGGAGGGUUAGCAAAUCGCCCGGGUGGAUCCUUCCUCGCACGGAUCCCGAUGAUCUCCGGAACUUUGGAGUGGCCACAAUGGUACCAACAUUUGCUCCAGCUGCUUUCUUGUUCUAGUGUUUGUGGAGAGCAAAUUAAGAAGGGGGGGGGGAGUGUGUGGGGACUGUAGAUGCUUCAUUUGUUUCAAAAGUCUCUUUUCAUAUUUGUAACUGACUUAUAUGAAGAUCCUGUUGGUUUUUAUUUGAUGUGAA